UAUUUUUCCGCGAAGACACGCAGGUACGUGGCUCUUCAUCAUGUGAGGACAGCGCGCUGCAGUGGGACAUAUGGAGGACCUGGGCAGCUCCUGGUCGGAGCCCGGGCCGCCUUUGCUGACGACAGCGGCGGCUAACGCGAGCUGGACGGCGGGAGCAGGGUCCGCAGUGUCCGGCCGGACACAACUGGUCCUGGAGAUCCUUAUCGUGCUGAUGUGUGUGGGAGCUGUGACAGGUAAUAUCCUUGUUAUCGUUAUUGUGGCUGCAACCAAGACGCUCCACUCCGUGACAUCAGUGCUGAUCAUGAACCUCGCCGUCAGUGACCUCCUGGUGGGCGUUGGAGUCAUGCCGUUUGUUGCUCUGUCCGUCACGAACCACAGAUGGGUGGACUAUCAUGACCUUUGUUUGUAUGUGGGUUACACCUCCUCUGUGUAUUGCACAGCUUCUGUCCUGACGGUAGCUGCUAUUGCCCUUGACCGCUACCACUCCAUCAUGGACUGCCUUCGCUACAGCUCCCGCUGCACCCUGUGGAGAACCUGCGCUGUGGUCCUGUGGAUCUGGCUGCAGGCUCUGGCCACAAGUUGCCCUCCUCUACUGGGUUGGAGCUCCAUCACUUAUGUGGUCCCCAUGUGCAACUGUGCAGUCAACUGGGCCAGUAGUCCCAGUUACACUGCUGUAAUGGCCUCCCUCUCCUACCUCUUACCUGCGGUGGUCAUCCUCUUCUGCUACCUGAACAUAGUCAAGGUGGCGCGUAGCCACGCCAGGAGGAUUCACACACUGGAGGACUCUGUCCAGCGAAGCAGGGAUCCUGCUCCUGGUGUUUCAGCUCACCGAAACUGUGAGGGACUCCACAGCCCCACGACACUGAUCUGUCACAUCAGUGGACAGUUUGUGUCUGAUGUCAGGAGAGAAGAUGUAAACAUUAUCAGCCCCUCUCUCCAAACUACUGCUCCAGAGCAGAAUAACUCCAUGUCCAGACGUUUAGUCUCCUUCCUUGCUCAAAGCACCUCCCAAACACCUCCACAGAACUCCCAGCAGCACCAGAACCACCACGGAGUGGCGCGCCUCUUCCUGGUCAUCUCAGCCUUCUUCCUCUGCUGGACACCUUACAUAGGUGUGGCCCUGGUUCAGGCCACAGAAACUGCAAUUUCAGGCCAAUCCACACUCAUCCCACCUUGUGCCGUGACUUUCUCGUACUGGAUGGUGUUGCUGAACUCAGACAUCAAUCCUCUUCUGUAUGCUCUGCUCAGCAAACGUUUCCAGAGCGCACUGGAGGCACUAAGGCAAAAAAUCCGAGCACGCUUGGGGAGUGUGGUGGGCAGGGAGGGGGAGGUCAGGGCUGAGGGAGACAAUGGCAAGGGCAGCGAGCCCUGCACCCAAAACACCACCCAUUCAGGUCCACCUUCCAACUCUGAGAGUUCAAACUCUGAUUUCUCCAAGUAUUCCCCCUCCAUUUAUACAGUACAGGAGCAUAUAUGCAAAGUGUAUCAAACCUCCUCACUCCCCAUGUGGUCAGAAGCUGGUCGUGACAGGAGGACGGACUGCCUGCAGGUCCCCUCUCUGCCACAAGAGGGCAACAGACUGCCUUUCUCUGCUCUUACCAGAGAGCGCCAGGCCACUUUCUUCUACGGCCAAAUAACAGUGAGAGUAGAGCAUGAUGUUGGUUAAUUAUCUGCAGAUGCUGUUCCAGAAACAGUACAUGUCACAUCAGACUUAACAGUUGUUGUCCUUAUUGAAUGAAAUUAAGUGACAUCUUGGCCCCGCAACACAAUAUGUACCCUGGAGCUCAAGUUAGCAUGAGAUCAUUAUACUUUAAAAUAAAACCAGCAAAGAUUCAUAUGUGGAAAGCAGCCAUCAUCAGUCAGUGGUAGAGUGUGUAAGUAAGAAGUAAGAAAGACUGUUUUCUUAACUUGCUGCUAAUUCUUCUUCUUCUUCUUCUUCUUAAAUUCACCAUAAAUGUGACAUAGCACGUUCAAAUGUCUAAUUUGACCAACAUAUUCAGUUUACACACACGACAAAGAAAUACCAGUCAAUAUUGAUAAUAUCUGCAGCUCGAUGUUAUAUCGAUCAUGUGAUCAACUAAUCAUUGUCUAUUUGGCUGAAAUCAAUAUUCAGCUUUUCUGUUUGCAUUUUGCAUUGAUCUGUAACAAAGAGUGUGAGGUGGUAACAAAACUAGAGAAGGGACACUCUUGAAAAUGAAAUCUUUUAUAUCUAGUACAUGUGAUAACACUUCCAGCCAUAGAUCAAAUAAACCCCAUCAUUUAUUCACUCUAAA
Messenger RNA from Solea senegalensis (Senegalese sole), 2273 nucleotides. Its product is annotated as 5-hydroxytryptamine receptor 1D. The coding region runs from base 71 to 1666 and encodes 531 amino acids. Gene Ontology annotation, molecular function: G protein-coupled receptor activity. The transcript has 3 exons. NCBI's taxonomy places the organism in Eukaryota, Metazoa, Chordata, Actinopteri, Pleuronectiformes, Soleidae. Gene Ontology annotation, cellular component: membrane. Gene Ontology annotation, biological process: G protein-coupled receptor signaling pathway. The record is from RefSeq and is a predicted model, not a curated record.